Molecule: messenger RNA, 2622 nt
Organism: Ustilaginoidea virens
Lineage: Eukaryota; Fungi; Ascomycota; Sordariomycetes; Hypocreales; Clavicipitaceae
Exons: 13
Coding region: 1-2622 (873 amino acids)
Biological process (GO): transmembrane transport
Molecular function (GO): oligopeptide transmembrane transporter activity
Source: RefSeq, a predicted model, not a curated record
AUGCAAAAGAAAGACAACAAGGAAAAGACGUCGCAAGUGUUGGGGAAGCCAAAGGAGAUUAUAAAACCGCUCUCUGACGAACAUGUCGAGCGUAGAAAGACUCUUGAAGGGGAACUUGUUGCUACCGAGGAUGACAUUCUCGAAGCCAGGGAGCUGGCAGCCUCCAUGAGCAUGGAGCAAGUCCGGGCAAUGAUGAAGAAAGUCUUGGCCAUUCACGAUGGCGACCCAAACUUUCCCCGCGUCACCUUGCGCAAGAUUCAAGAGUUUAUAGAAAACGAAGACAUUGCCGAGAAUCCCGAAAAGCACGAGGAGAUCAUACAGGAGAUGAAGGUGGAAGCUGCUUUGAUCACCAACAACAGUCCUUACGCCGAGGUGCGCGCCGUCACCGACAACCAUGACGACCCCAGCACGCCCGUGUCGACGGUUCGUGCCUGGACCAUUGGCAUCGUCUUUUCCUGCUUCCUGGCUUUCGUCAACCAGCUCUUCUCUAUACGACAACCGCCCAUCCGCUUCGACACCAACAUGGCACAGCUGCUGGCCUACCCCGUCGGUAAAGCCUGGGAGAAGUGGAUGCCCCAAGCGGACAUGCGCAUUCCGUUCACCAGCCGAGUCGUCAACCUCAACCCCGGGAGGUUCAACAAGAAGGAACACAUGCUCAUCGCCAUCAUGGCAAACACGUCCCGAAGCCUGCCCUACACCCAGUACAUCAUCUGGACCCAAGUCUUGCCCCAGUACUUCAACCAACAGUACGCCCGCAGCUUCGCUUACAUCUUCCUCAACGCGUUCGCCACCAAUUUCAUCGGCUACGGCCUUGCCGGCAUCACCCGGAAGUUCCUGGUGUACCCGUCGUACUGCGUCUGGCCUCGAUCCCUGGUCACCAUCGCCCUCAACACUGCGCUGCACAAUGAAGAGAACCACCCUGUGGCGGGCCCCCUUGGCAAGACGUGGAACGUUUCGCGCUACCGGUUCUUCAUGGUGAUUUUCGCCGGCAUGUUUGUGUACUUUUGGUUCCCAAACUACAUUUUCCAGGUGCUCACCUACUUUGCGUGGAUGACUUGGAUUGCGCCAGACAAUGUGCACUUGAACGUCUUGGCGGGCAUGCAGAACGGUCUUGGACUGUUCAACCCUCUUUCCACAUUUGACUGGAACGUCAUCAACUUUAAUGAGACUGACCCCUUGAUGAUUCCGGCCUUCUCAACCUUCAACAUGGCCGGCGGCAUGUUUAUCGUAGGGCUUGCCAUUCUUUGCGCCUGGUACACCAACACUUGGAACACGGCGUACUUGCCCAUCAACAGCAACCGAAUCUACAAUCACUUUGGAAAGCUCUACAACGUGUCUCAUGCCCUCGACGAGCGCGGCAUGUUCAACUUGGAAAAGUACAACGACUACUCUGCUCCUUACAUGAGUGCCGCCUACUGCCUUGUCUACGGAUUUUACUUUUCCAUUUACUCUGCUGUGGUUACCCAUGUCGUUCUGUAUCAUCGAUAUGAGCUCAAGAUAGGUUUCAAGAACCUAUUCAAGGGCUUCAGGUGGGGAAGACGUGGGAGGAAUACCGAGGCUAAACGGGAGAAUGAGCACGUCGCCGACGGUGAAUACCUUGAUGUCCACAACCGGCUCAUGGCUGCCUAUCCCGAAGUUUCCGAGUGGUUCUACUUUGCUACGCUCGUCAUCUCCGUGAUUUGCGGUGUCCUUGGUAUUACGCUCUGGCCCACCUACACCUCGCCCGUCGUGAUCCUCUACGGCAUCUGGCUUUGCCUCAUGUUUAUCAUCCCCAUCGGUGUCGUGACUGCCAUGACGGGCAUCGAGGUGACGUUGAACGUGUUUGCCGAGUUUAUCGGAGGCAUCAUUGCCGAGGGCAAUGCUCUAGCCAUGAACUUUUUCAAGUCGUACGGAUACGUUACCUGUGCCCACGCACUUUCAUUCGCCAACGACUUGAAGAUUGCUCAUUAUGUCAAGAUCCCCCCCCGUGUCACGUUUGCCGGACAAAUGGUGGCCACCUUCGUCUCCACCAUUAUCUGCGCCGGAGUCAUCAAAUUCCAGAUGGACAUUCCUGGCGUCUGCACGUUGAACCCGCCCAUGCGUUUCAAGUGCCCGUCGCCCACCACCUUCUUCACUGCCUCGGUCCUCUGGGGAUCCAUUGGUCCCAUCAAGGUGUUUGGCAGAAACGGCCAGUACAAGUGGCUGCUUCUCGGUUUCCCCCUCGGAGUAGCUCUCGUCCUGGCCUUUUACGGUCUCAAGAAGCUGUUUCCAAACAGCCGCGUCUUGGGACAGGUCCACGUCGUCGCCGCCAUUGCUGGUGGUUUGCACUGGGCACCCUACAAUUUCUCCUACUCGUUCCCAGCUGUCCCAGUCGCCUGGCUAUCGUGGAUCUAUAUCCGCAGCCGAUAUCUCGACUUUUGGUCCAAGUACAACUUUGUUCUCUCGGCCGCCCUGUCCGCAGGCAUUGCCGUGUCUGCCAUCAUCAUGCUCUUCUCGGUCCAGUGGGUUGGCGCGGAAAUCAAGUGGUGGGGGAACGCGCAGCCUUCGGUUGGGUGCGAAGGCACGCCUUGUACGCUCAAGGCGCUGGCAAACGGGGAGAGGUUCUAUCCGUGGUGGGACGCAAGCAAGGUUCCCGCUCCCUGA